This is a messenger RNA of Saprolegnia diclina VS20, 621 nucleotides long. RefSeq lists its product as hypothetical. Gene Ontology annotation, cellular component: membrane. Gene Ontology annotation, biological process: transmembrane transport; monoatomic ion transport. Bases 1 to 621 code for a protein of 206 amino acids. The transcript has 5 exons. Gene Ontology annotation, molecular function: monoatomic ion channel activity. NCBI's taxonomy places the organism in Eukaryota, Oomycota, Saprolegniomycetes, Saprolegniales, Saprolegniaceae. The record is from RefSeq and is a predicted model, not a curated record.
AUGGCGCAUCGCGUGUCCUGCUCCGAGUACGCCAAUGUGGUCGCGAGCCGCCUGUACUUCUCGGCCUUCUACCGCGUCGUCUACCUGGCCAUGAUCGCGACCAGCAUGGCCUGCGUCGGCUGGACCAUCGCCAACCACUGGCACUCGCCGGCCUCGAGCCUCUUCAUCUCGCUCGAGAUCACGCUCUGCUGCAUGCUCACGCUCGAAGUGCUCAUCCGCAUGCUCGCCCUCAAGCGCAAGUACUGGCUCAAGUGGACUAACCUCUUUGACGUCGUCGCCACGGUGCUGAGCCUCGUCUCGAUCGCGCUCUACUUUCGACAAGAGUCGGUCGUCGAAGAGCUCGAAGAAGUCGCCGCCGACUUUGUCGUGCUCCUCCGCAACACGGUGCAGUACGCCCGCCUCGCCGUCUUUCUCAAGAAUCGCAAGGAGAUCUUGCCCAAGCACGAGCCAUCCGGCAUCGACUUUGACGACCUCGACGAAGAAGAACACCAGAGCAUGCUGGCCGAAACAACCCUCGAAGACGACAUUCUCUCCGACGUCAUGGCCGCGGAAGAGAGCAACCAGUAUGGGCAGUUCGAGCUGCGCGUCGAUGGCGCCGUAGAAACACCGGCCGUGGUGUAA